AUGUAUUCCUUCCACAUCACCCACCAAGACGACGAAGCAGGAUCGGCUGGUCGAUCCAUGAUCCGACCAACACCAAUUUACUAUCAGAGGCAGACGGGUCUCAAUGCCGAUGAUAAAUUGGCGCUGGAUGGAGUCUUUGCCAUGCUCCAACCAACACCAAUUUAUCAUCGGCAACAAGCAACCGCUGAAUCUGAUGAUGAACCCGACCUUGAAGAUUCCACCCUGCUCCGACCAACACAUCAAAGUCAGAUAUGUCAGAUUCCCGUCGAUAGAUUGGCGUUGGCUCGAGGUAUGCUCAAACCAACACCAAUUCAUCAUUGGGAACAGGAAACAUCUGACUCUGAAGAUGAAUCCGACUUUGAUGAAGAGGUGACCUUGCUUCAACCAACCCCCAUUUACCAUCGCGAACAAGUUACAUCUGACUCUGAUGGUGAAUUCGACUUUGAGGACUUCCCCAUGCGUUUUUCUGACGACGGCGUGUACUCGGUAACACCAACGUUCUGGCACUAUCGUGAUGAAAUGGCCGUAAGGCGCCGUGUCGAAAGGACCAUGGAACUGAGCGUCGACAUGUACAGCCCCACCAUCGAGGGCAGGAACUGCGACUGGGCACUCAUUUUCCACGAUCCAUUCUUCGGGAAGGCUUUUCGCUUUCGCAUGGCAGGAGGACCACGCAUAGGCGAGCCUUGGAGGUUUGACUUUGAGUGUGGAUGGCCAAACCCCUUUCCCACACCAGCCAAACGCUACUUCAUCACAACAAUGCCAGAGCGUCAGUGUCACCGAAUACACGCCGCGGCCAGAAGAACGCACGGUAGGUUCUGCCAGCAAUGGGUUGUUGAUGCGCUUCGGGACUUGGAGUCGCAGAGUUUGGUGCCCCCAGAGGGCCUUACCGCUUAG
This is a messenger RNA of Fusarium graminearum PH-1, 894 nucleotides long. RefSeq lists its product as uncharacterized. The transcript is spliced from 2 exons. The record is from RefSeq and is a predicted model, not a curated record. The coding region runs from base 1 to 894 and encodes 297 amino acids. NCBI's taxonomy places the organism in Eukaryota, Fungi, Ascomycota, Sordariomycetes, Hypocreales, Nectriaceae.